AUGAGCUCGAUCCAUCCACAGGCGGGUGAUCAGCCUCGGAAGAAGAUCCGAAAGGGGACCCGCAGUUGCUGGCAAUGCAAACAUCGCAAAGUCCGCUGUGAUUUUGCGUCCGAUAGCGACCAAAGCUGCAGACAAUGUCUUGCUCGGGGACUUCCAUGUCGCAGCCAAGAAUUCCUGGAACCUGAGAAUCCCCGUGAUUCGGACCGCACAUAUCUGAACGAACGGAUGGCUCGGGUGGAGACCCUGUUAGAGAAACUUCUGAUACGAGUCGACGGUAAUGGGAAUGGGAGUAGUCAACAUGGGGACUCGAAAUCAUUCAUAGAUUGGGUGGAAACCAGCCCUGGAUCGAGCCCCCCGACCGUGACCCCAACCAACCAAGCGGUUAGUGCGACAACUCGCAUCGGACUAGGUUUCGAACAAUCAGAUCCCCCUGCGCCCGAUCUUGCAUCAUAUGCCACAAUCAACCGGGACUGGGAGAGACUGCGCCGCGAUCUGAUAGCCAUGAUACCCUCUAAGGAGACAUUGAAAAUUAUAUCGGAGGCUAGCAGUAGCUGGUGGCUUAUGCGCGUGCAGUUCUUCGAAGACUACGAUCAAUCAUUGCUUUCGUCCUCGGUGGAAACACUGCAAACCAGCCACCCGGCUGUAGUCGGUAAGGCCAUUCUGUGGAUUGCACUGUGUCUCCAACAACUGCCUUCAGAGUGUGAUUUGUCCUCCCUCGGGCUUUCUUGCCUACCAUCGGUCUUGGUUGAAGAAUGCAUCACCCGUGUUUCCACGUUUGUCUGCGCUGAUGACUCCAUCGUCAGUUGUCUUGACGGGCUCGAGUGCUUGAUUUCACAAGGGUUGCUUUUUAGCAAUGACGAGAAGCUACGAAGUGCAUGGCUUUCUACUCGUCGGGCCGCAGAUAUCGCCCAGGUAAUCGGGUUUCACCGUGCUGAACCAGCUAGCAAUAGAAGCGCCGAAUUUCAAAAUCGGGCUAGUGACCCCCAAGAUUUACCCGUUCACAAUGCAUCCGCUCUGAACCCGCUUGCUCGGAUAGCUGGAUUGAUCAUUGACCGUAAUCAGAUCUUUACAGAAGUUACUCCGGCCAUGAUACAGAUGACACAAAUCAUCGAUGCGGAACUUCAAUCGUUCACGCCCCCUCCUUUGGAGUCACCCGACAAUAUUCCGCCUGGCAAGUCUAUCAAGCGGUCCAAUUGUUUCCUAGAGCUUCACUAUCGGCUAUGGUACUACCAGCUCAUGGUGUGGCUACACUUGCCUCUCCUACUAGCGUCAGGUACUGAUAACUCCUAUGAAUAUAAUCGGAAAGCCUGUCUCCAAGCCUGCCGCCACUGCAUCAGUUGCUAUGACAAUCUCCGGCGCACCACUGAAAGCGGGUUUGACUCGAAAGUUCUUCAUUUCCAAGCCUUUGCUACGGUAAUGACAAUCAUUAUGAAUAGACUCGGCCCAUUUGGCUCGCAAGACUUUGACAAAGAAGACCACUUUGUUAUCGACCGGAUUGAGGCUAUUCUACAGCCAUUAUCAAAAACCGUUUCUCCAGACAAGACUGCAACUCGAGGGUUGCACGUCUUGAGGACUAUUAUGGCGAUAGGAAUCAGGACCGAACUCCCGCGAUUUGACGCGUCGGAAGGACAAUACCAUAAUGGAAGACUUAGUCGCAUCAAGCUUGAUAUUCCAUUUUUCGGUCGGGUACAACUCGAACGUCGUGCCUUCGCCGACCAAUCAUCUAAAAGCUUUACUGUGCCCACCACCGUUCCUGGGCAAUACUACCCAUCAUCUUCACGGAUGCUCACGAUCCCGGAGCCCGGUUAUUUAAUGGAGCAGGUUGCCGAGACAGCCCAGCGGGCGGAUGACAGCUUGUGCUUUGAUCCGAGUAACGAGUUUUGGGCUUUCAACUCUCAAUUUACCUUUCAGCCUCCGUUUUUGGCCGAUUUUGAUUUCAACUGGGAUAAUUGGGGGAUGAAUGUUGGAAUAUGA
This is a messenger RNA of Penicillium concentricum, 1974 nucleotides long. RefSeq names its product Alpha/beta hydrolase fold-3. NCBI's taxonomy places the organism in Eukaryota, Fungi, Ascomycota, Eurotiomycetes, Eurotiales, Aspergillaceae. The record is from RefSeq and is a predicted model, not a curated record. The transcript has 4 exons. The coding region runs from base 1 to 1974 and encodes 657 amino acids. Gene Ontology annotation, molecular function: DNA-binding transcription factor activity, RNA polymerase II-specific; zinc ion binding. Gene Ontology annotation, biological process: regulation of DNA-templated transcription.